Acaulospora morrowiae is the source of this 756-nucleotide messenger RNA. The record is from the annotation of a GenBank genome assembly. NCBI's taxonomy places the organism in Eukaryota, Fungi, Glomeromycota, Glomeromycetes, Diversisporales, Acaulosporaceae.
AUGACAAUGUCCAUAAGCACUCUACCAAAACUCAUUUUGGUUAACAUCUUUGAAAAUUUUGACCAGAAUGACCUAUACACGAUAAUUUCAUUAGACAAACGAAUAUUUAAUGUCUCGAUUUCGUUGUUGUACAAAAGACCCGUGUUUAAAAAUAUAAAAUCUUUCGAGAAGUGUUCUCUUACUCUUUCCUCGUCGCAAAAUCGUAUAAAUUACGCGUCUCUUAUAACGCAUCUUGAUCUUAGCGGAUUGAGCGAACAAGAAAAACUCGAGAUUGUCGAUUCAAAAAUAAUUCCGUUCAUAACUUCUCCGUUAUCUCGACUCCAGUCUAUCAAUGUGUUUGGUUGUAGACUCUUGACCAAUGGUUUCGCCCGUGCCAUUGCGUCAAGCAAUUUGAAUAGUUUGAGAUGCCUAGAAAUGGGUCGAUGUGUAUACAUAAGCGCAAUUUUUAUUUCAGAAAUUGUGAAAUCUUGUAAAAAUUUGGAAUAUUUAGGAAUGCAAGGGAUGAGACUUGAGCCGUUCGUUAUUUAUGGUGGUGAUGACGAAAAGUUUGGAAGGAUCGAGGCUUUAAAUAUUGGUUGGACCGAAAAUCUGGCAAAUGACAUUGUCAAAAAUCUUAAAAAUCUAAGGGAACUCAAUCUGAGCAAGUGUUUAGGCAUGAAUGAAACGAUUCUCGAAAAGUUGACAAAAUACAUUCAUCCCAGACGCACGUGCACAUCAAAUGAUUUGACCAUUUUAAUAGCCGAUUCUUUUGUGUAA